AUGUCAUCUAAAGAAUCCCAAUUUCGAGACAGAAUAUUUGACUUAGGGCAUAAGGCUGGCAAAUCUCGACAAACGUCUGUAGAGAGGCUGGGCGACUUGAAAUACAAAUUAGAGUCUUCAUUUAGGCCACCAAAAAAUAAUGGAGAUUUGUCAUGAAAAGCAUUCCGCACUGAAAUUCGUACACAAUCAACGAGGAACUUUAUUGUGCCUUCACUUUCUCAUUAUCAAGACAUUUCGAGUUUUCGUUCAACUACGCCUAAACAAAGAUCAGUUUUGGUGUCACCAGGGAGAGCGAGGCAUUAUUCAGGACAUUCCAAACAAUUUUUGCACUCAAGAACGUCAAGCCCAUUGAUGCUAUCUCCAAGCUCGAUUAGAGAUAAUUUUAAUUUUACAAUGGAUAAGAAAAGGAUACAAGAAAUUAUUUGUCUAGAAGAUUUGCAUAGGGCAAUAGAAGUGAUAGAAGAAAUGAGCGAGACUGAUUGCAAUCAAUUAACUAUUGGGUAUAAGCAAGCUUUGCUUAAGUUUUGCAGUCGAACUAUGAGCAAAGUGAGACCAAUGGACUUUUAA
This is a messenger RNA of Blepharisma stoltei, 567 nucleotides long. NCBI's taxonomy places the organism in Eukaryota, Ciliophora, Heterotrichea, Heterotrichida, Blepharismidae. The record is from the annotation of a GenBank genome assembly.